CUAUCUAGGGUUUCAAACCCAAAACCUUACAUUAGUGCUUCUCCUCAAAAAAAAAAAAAACACCCAUUUAUCCAACCUAUCAGAUUCUUCAAUCCAUCUUCUGGGUCUUCAAGAUUCAAUCAGAAAACUCUAAAUUCUGCACUAAAGGUGGAAACUUUAUACCUGUAAGUAGCUAUUUCUGUUCUCAUUUCUGAUUCUUGAUUUACACAGCACAAAGAAGUAUAGUGAUAUAUUAGUUUAUUCUGGCUCAUUAGUAAUAAAGAUUGAAUCUUUAUACAAGUUACUGUUAGGAUUAUUACAUGGGGAAAUCAGGUGGUAGGAAAAAGAAGGCGGGUGUUAGUCAAAAUCAAAACCAGAACCAAGGGGCUGUUGGGAAUAGCCAUACACCUGUUGUUAAUGGUAGUGUUGAUUUGGACUCAUCAAUUUUCUCAAAAAGAGCCCAUGAGCUGAAGGAAGAAGGAAACAAAAGGUUUCAGGCUAAGGAUUAUGUGGGUGCCCUGGAGCAAUAUGAGAAUGCUCUCAAACUUACACCAAAGACACACCCUGAUAGAGCUGUUUUUCAUAGCAAUAGGGCAGCCUGUUUGAUGCAAAUGAAGCCCAUAGACUAUGAUUCUGUUAUUUCUGAAUGUACUAUGGCACUUCUGGUUCAGCCCUCUUAUGUUCGGGCCCUUCUACGAAGGGCUCGUGCAUUUGAGGCUGUGAGGAAGUAUGAAAUGGCGAUGCAAGAUGUCCAGAUACUAUUGGGUGCUGAUCCAAAUCACCGAGAUGCUUUGGAGAUUGCUGGACGAUUGAGGAUGGCACUUGGUCCUCGUCCAGAGGCCCAGCAGGACCUCCAAAGCCGCCCAUCUCCAGCUGCACUUGGUGCUUCUGCAGUGGGUGCAGCUCCUAUUGCUGGCUUAGGGCCAUGCUUACCUGCUCGGCCAAUGUCUAAGAAGCCAGCACCUUUAGGUGGGGCUUCAGCUAUAUCAGUUAAUAACAAGCCUGAGAAGCCAUAUCAAGUUACGCCAGCUGAAAAUGGUCCUCAAGCCAAAGUUCAGUUACCAAAGGUUAUUUUGAAGCCUGCAAAUGGUCCUUCCAGACCACAUGCUGAUCUCAAUAAGGAUGGCCAAAGAGAGAAGGCAUCUUCAUCAGCAUCUAGUGUUGUUCAUGGACAUUCUAAAGAUGUUGCCAUUCGUUGGAGGCCAUUGAAGCUUGUUUAUGAUCAUGAUAUAAGGCUUGCCCAGAUGCCUGUGACUUGCAGUUUUAAAGUGUUGAGGGAUAUUGUUGGCAAACGGUUCCCUAUGUCAAAAUCUGUUCUUGUUAAAUAUAAGGACAGUGAUGGUGAUUUAGUAACUAUUACCUGUACGGCUGAACUUAGAUCGGCAGAGUCUUGGGUUGAUGGUUUACUGCCAAAAGACCCUGAUGCAGAUAAAACCGACGCCAUUGGGAUGUUAAGGUUGCACGUCGUUGAGGUGAGUCCUGAACAAGAGCCAGCCUUGUUGGAAGAGGAAGAGGAGAAGCCUGUCGAGAGCGAAGGGAGCAAAGGGGAUGAUAGUGGAUCCCAUUCUUCAAUAAGUGAUUCGGUGGUUGAAACUGUGGAUAAUGAGAGCAAUAAGGCAGAGAAGGUAACUAUCAAAGAGAAAGCGGCUACAACCGAAAAUCCUGACUGCAAAGAGGUUGAAAUGGAUGACUGGCUUUUCGAGUUUGCUCAGUUAUUCAGGACCCAUGUAGGCAUCGAUCCAGAUGCUCACAUUGAUCUGCAUGAGCUUGGGAUGGAGCUUUGCUCUGAAGCCCUUGAGGAAACUGUGACAAGUGAAGAGGCUCAAGUUCUUUUCGACAAGGCUGCCUUAAAAUUUCAGGAGGUUGCAGCUCUUGCUUUCUUCAACUGGGGAAAUGUUCACAUGUGCUCAGCAAGGAAAAGAAUUCCAAUCGAUGAUUCUGCUUCAAAGGAGAUGAUGGCUACACAACUCCAAGCAGCAUAUGACUGGGUGAAAGAAAAAUAUUCUCUGGCCAAAGAGAAGUAUGAGGAGGCACUCUUAAUCAAACCAGACUUUUAUGAGGGGUUACUGGCAUUGGGGCAGCAGCAAUUUGAAAUGGCAAAACUUUACUGGUCCUUUAUCUUGGCUAAGAAAGAGGACCUAUCAAAUUGGGAUCCUACUGAGACUCUUGCACUCUUUGACAGUGCAGAAUUAAAAAUGAAAGCUGCAACAGAAAUGUGGGAGAAAAUUGAAGAGCAGAGAGCUAAUGAGCUAAAGGAUCCUAGCGCCAGCAAGAAGGAUGAAUUAUUAAGGAGAAGGAAGAAGCAAACAAGUGGUCCUGAAGGUGAGGCGUCAGCUGCUGGUGGUCCAGCUGAAAUUUCAGCUGACGAGGCCGCAGAGCAAGCUGCUGUUAUGAGAUCGCAGAUCCAUUUAUUUUGGGGUAAUAUGCUCUUUGAGCGCUCUCAAGUUGAAUGCAAGUUGGCUUUGGCUGGUUGGAAGAAAAACCUUGAUACAGCAGUUGAGCGAUUCAAGCUUGCUGGAGCUUCUGAAAGUGACAUCUCAACAGUUUUGAAGAACCAUUGUUCCAAUGAGGAAGCUGCAGAGGGAUCUAAGCAAAUGGUUGAGAGCUUGAACACUGAUGAAGGUGCAAAUCAUAAGAAUGAUGCUAGUCAAGCUUAGGGCAGUGACCUGCUUUCAGUUUUAUUGGAUUGUGCUGCCCAUCACCUGCAUUAGCAUUUUUUUCAUGCAUGUGUCUGAAAUGGAGCGACGGAAAGUUCACUUUUAGAAGAGUAGGUAUCAGGAAGCUUAUCUUCUCAAUGCUGGUGGAAAACUGGCAUCACAAUGUGCUCUCUCUGAAGGUUCUGGCUUAUGUAUGUGUGCCAACAAGUUCUGAUCGUCAGCCUGACACUAAUUUUUCUAUAUGGAGUUUGCUUUCUGAAAUUUUUUUAUUGAUGCGAUUAGUAUUUUUAGCCUCCGCAAAUUAACAUUUAAUUCUGCAGUUAUAUUGUGAUAGAAACAGUUCACGGUUUGAAACCAUUAGCGAUCUGUGUUUUCAGCAGGCAUUUGCUCUUAAGCUGUAGCUUAUCCAACAUUUAUUCGUGAAGAGAGAACCACGGAAUGUAAUUUCAUGCUACUUUCUCGCCUUUUUGGUCUUGUUUGGAGGUUGUAAUUUCAGAUUUCUAUGUGGAAGAAGAGAAAUGUCAUUGUUGCUAGCAUUUCAGGCUGUUGAAAUGUAGAUGCUAAUGGUUGAAUUUCUGAUUGAUGGCAGUUUCAUUUGCUGUUGUUGCUUAGUUGAUGUCUGAACUCUUUUAUCAAGUGUGGUGUUGUUGCUA
Molecule: messenger RNA, 3289 nt
Organism: Solanum tuberosum (potato)
Lineage: Eukaryota; Viridiplantae; Streptophyta; Magnoliopsida; Solanales; Solanaceae
Exons: 1
Coding region: 300-2636 (778 amino acids)
Molecular function (GO): protein binding
Source: RefSeq, a predicted model, not a curated record